GGAGAAAUUAAUAACUAAUUGUACCUUAAAUAUAUAUGUUAGGAGACUAAUUCAUUCUAAAUUGUACCUUGAAGAGAGGAAUGCUGCUAUACUCUGUUUAAAGGUUACUCGCAUAGUUUUUGGCAGGGUUUGGUCAUCAAAGAACCAUCAAUGUAUACAUGCACACGAAUUAUUCGUGAUCACUUGUGGUUUAUUGGGCUUGGAUAUGUUAGGAGACUAAUUCAUUCAAAAUUGUACCUUGAAGAGAGGAAUGCUGGUAUACCCUGUUUAAAGGUUACUCGCAUAGUUUUUGGCAGGAUUUGGUCGAAUUUUUCGUUGUCUCUUGUGGUUUAUUGGGCUUGCACUUUAUCAAUUUGAUUAUAAAAGGCUAUAAGUGAAGUCAAAUGUCAGCGAUAUAUGUUGUUUUAGUUGUGUCGCGAUAACCAGGCUCUGUGAAGUGUGUUCCGUUAGUUGGUGUCUUCCAAAAGAAAGCUAGAAAAAAAGUUGAUUCUAUAAUAAAACACACAUUGAAACAACCGAAAACGAAGUAUUAUAUUAACAGUAUUAGUUCUUUGUUUAUAAAAUAGCAUUAUUUUCCACCCUUUCCUAUUCUACUUGUAGUUAUAAUUCUCUAAUUAUAAUUACUCAAUCCGCGAUAACCGUGAUAUAAUAAAACGAUAAUUUUGCAUAGCUCCUAUUCGGCAUAUUUAAAAUGAAUGAUAUCGGUGCUAUAUUUUUAGUAAUUAUAGUUUUCGGCGUCAUCUAUCUCAUAAUAAGAGUCUGUGCAAUUAUGUGCUGUGGACCAGUUAAAGAAAAUAACAGUAAUGAGCGCGGUGUGCGCAGACGUGUAAUACGACGUAUACGUAUCGAACCGGCGAAUGUUGCCGAAAGCGGAGGCAGAACAACGACAACAAGUACGGUAACAGGAGCUAGUACUAGUGCAGCAACAGAAGAUCGCCAAGGCAACAUUUUUACAAUCGCCAAUGAGAGCGCCAACAACCCGUUACCACAUCGUUGUACAGAUUUCUUCUAUGUUGAACCGAGCGCCGAAGAUGCUGCCCGCAUUCGCGCACAACUCGAGAAGGAUGAAAAGGACUUACCCACCUACGAAGAGGUGAUGGCUAUGAGUGCCGCACAGGCGGCGGCCGGUACAUUAUCGCCUCCGCCUACCACCUCAACAACCUCCGUUGCCACUACGGAUACGACAGUGCCGCCAUACUCAGAAGUCGAUCGUAAUGGAACGCAUGCUGCACCACUAACCUUGGAAAUCGGUACAACUGCGUGGCCAACAGGAAACGAAACAGCACCAGCUGCGGUAGCAGGAGCAGCUUCGACAUCCCGUGCUGCCGCCGCAGCCGCCACAAAUACAGCGACUACAGCUACAGUCGUCACCAUCGCCAAUUCGGUGUCAAAUACAAGCGUGUGAUCCACUCACUUGCAUUCAAUAGUAUGCUGUAUUGGUCUUCAUACAGAUGGCGUAGAGUACGAGCAACAUAAUGUCUUUUGAACUUACAACUUGGCUGGAAGGUCAAUAUUGCCACGUGCUAGUUAUUUCAUUUAGAGUACGCAUUUAAAUGUUCUUUCAUAUGUACAUACACACAUUCCGGCAUUUUAGAGAGUGUUAUGUUUUUAUCAGUUCAUCCAUAGGUAUGCCCUGAACUUAUUUAUCUAGUUUCUAUUUUGUGUAAAUUAACCUUUAUUUUAUAAGAAAACUUAUUAUAAAAAGUGUGAGUAAUUAAAAUAGCUUUACAACAGGCAUCGUAACUAACGGUUAUUUAUAGAAAGUACAAAUACGAGUACUCUUCCACAUUUAAAUCGAGCACAGGUGAUCUUUUAUUGUAAAUAAACGAGUAUUCAUAACGAUAGAUAAUCUAAAAUUUUAGCAUAAGUUGUUGUAAAUCGAAAGCUUUAAAAAUAUAUACCUUUACAAAAAAACUGAAA
Bactrocera oleae (olive fruit fly) is the source of this 1920-nucleotide messenger RNA. RefSeq names its product platelet binding protein GspB. NCBI's taxonomy places the organism in Eukaryota, Metazoa, Arthropoda, Insecta, Diptera, Tephritidae. The record is from RefSeq and is a predicted model, not a curated record.